Messenger RNA from Gambusia affinis (western mosquitofish), 1611 nucleotides. RefSeq names its product ninjurin-1-like. Gene Ontology annotation, biological process: cell adhesion; tissue regeneration. Gene Ontology annotation, cellular component: membrane. The transcript is spliced from 4 exons. Bases 71 to 406 code for a protein of 111 amino acids. The record is from RefSeq and is a predicted model, not a curated record. Lineage: Eukaryota; Metazoa; Chordata; Actinopteri; Cyprinodontiformes; Poeciliidae.
UUCUGGAGAUGGGCCAGAGUUUGAGGCCACCCAUCCCAAUGCUCAGCCCGGUGGACCACCCCUCCUGAACAUGAACCACUAUGCCAAUAAGAAGAGUGCAGCUGAGAGCAUGCUGGAUUUGGCUCUGCUGAUGGCCAACGCCUCCCAGCUGAAAGCUGUGAUGGAACAGGGGGCAAAAAAUUCCUUUUACACCCCCGUCGUCACCCUAAUUGCCAUCUCUCUUUGUCUGCAAGUCACGGUUGGGAUCCUGUUAAUCUUCACAGUAAGAUGGAACCUCGACGAUGAGCAAAAACACUGGAGGCUCAACUUAAUGGAGAACCUGGCCACUGGCCUGGUUUUUAUUAUUGUGGUUGUCAACAUCUUUAUCACUGCCCUGGGAGUCCAUCAACCAAACCACAGCAGCUGACAACACAUAAAAUUUUCCUGGAUUUAGCAUUAUCUGUCGUCCCAUCAACUCUGACCAGCUACCCAGACCCUCCUGAAGAAAAGGGUCAAGCGGGGAUCCUUGGUGUGCUAAAGGUGAUGUGGGGUGUUAGUUUCCUCCAUAGUUUGCAUUUAGCAUGUAGGCCAGGAAGCUUCAAGUUCAUGCUAAUUUUUACUGUGAAACAGUGUUGUUGUUUUUUUUUUAACCAAAACCUACACACUUUAUUCCUUCUGAGAUCCUUUGUAUUUAAGAUCCUUUUUGUUCUGUUCUACAAUAAAAUUGUGAGCCCUACAAAGCACAGCUGGACUUAUACUGAGAUGACACUGGAUAGAUUGACGUUAUUCAGUUGCUAAAUAACUUCAGGUGGUAAUUGAGUUUCUUUAAGUGUAUCAGCGUAAAGGAGACUAAACAUAAAUAUUUAGAGAAACAAUGUAAAAAACAAAAAAAAGAUGCAUCUUUAUUGUCCUACUGCAUGAUUAUGCACUAUUUUUUUAUGUUUUUAUGUUCUCCAUUACAUGAAAUCCAAAUAAAACACUACAGUUUGUGUGGAAAACGUUUCAAGAGGUAUAAAAUCUUUGGCAGCACUCAUCAUGUGGUGCACCUGACCACAAAAACUGAAUUUACUGUCAGGAAAAAACAGAAAAGAAAAGAUAGCUAGGAACAAACCGAGAACAUAUUUUCUCCCACAGAUCAGAUUUUCAAAUGGGACAACUGGGAUAAAACAAAACAGGGCUACUCCCAUGUUCAAUGACAGCAUUACCUAAUCACAUCCACAUUUGUGAAACACAUGGACACAUUUUAGAUCAAAUUCUAAAGUGUAUGAGGUUUAUGAAACAUCUGUGACGGAUGUUUUGUAAAGGAUUUCCAGCUGUGCAUCAUUUUUCAUACCCCUUUACUUCCUAGUUCUUUAUUCCUAUCUUUCUUUCUUUUUUUCUUCCUUUCUUUUAAUUCUAAUGCAGUUACACUAGAUGGUUUUGAGGAUAUUGAACAGACAGGUACACUUUUAACCUCUCUCUCUGACACGCAUGCAGAGCAUAUUUAAUUUCUAAAACUGACAUUUUUGGGUGAAACUUGUGAUCAAGAAGCAUGAGAAAGAAACUCACACCAAAGUGGCAAACCCUCUCCUACAGUCUCCAAUAAAACCAAAAAGGCUUGAUUCUACAAAUAUAAAGACGCUCUUCAGUUUG